This is a messenger RNA of Chaetomium globosum CBS 148.51, 711 nucleotides long. RefSeq lists its product as uncharacterized. The transcript is spliced from 4 exons. Lineage: Eukaryota; Fungi; Ascomycota; Sordariomycetes; Sordariales; Chaetomiaceae. The record is from RefSeq and is a predicted model, not a curated record. Bases 1 to 711 code for a protein of 236 amino acids.
AUGGCUGAGAUGGGACUUGAGGGUGUUGUGAUACUGGAGAUGCCCAAGGGCAAGGGAAGCUGCACGGUGAGGAUAUCACGCUCCCCACUUCUCCAUGAAACUGUUGUCGUGGGACAAAGUCGUCCUCGUCACCGGCGGCGCCGAAAGGCGUCGGGGCGCAUGAUCUCGGAAGCCUUCGUACGCAACGGCGCACGCGUGUACAUCGCCUCGCGCGACGCCGCGGCCUGCCACGCGGCCUGCGCCGAGCUCAACGCGCUGCCGGACGAGAGCAGCACGGGCACGGCGAUCCCGCUCCCCGCGGAUCUCUCCUCCCUCGCCGAGUGCGAGCGCCUGGCCGCCGCGCUCGCCGCGCGCGAGCCCCGCCUGCACGUGCUCGUCAACAACUCGGGCGCCACCUGGGGCGAGGCCUACGACAGCUACCCGGACGCGGCCUGGACCAAGCUGCUGACGCUCAACGUGCAGCGCGUGUUCGCGCUGACCUCGCCUGCUCACUCCGCUGCUGGAGUCUCUCUCACCGCAAGGCGGGAAGGGAGAGGAGGUCCCCGUCCACCGGACGAACCCCGGGCCGGCGCGAGCAAGGCGGCGCUGCACCACCUGAGCCCGGCACCUGGCCGUGGAGCUGGGCCCGCGCGGCGUGACGAGCAACACGCUGGCGUGCGGGCCGUUCCCGAGCAAGAUGAUGGCGGCGACGCUGCGGAAUUUUGGGGAUGA